Daphnia pulicaria is the source of this 6351-nucleotide messenger RNA. It is a transcript of the gene sli, whose product is annotated as protein slit-like. Lineage: Eukaryota; Metazoa; Arthropoda; Branchiopoda; Diplostraca; Daphniidae. The coding region runs from base 704 to 5281 and encodes 1525 amino acids. The transcript has 30 exons. The record is from RefSeq and is a predicted model, not a curated record. Gene Ontology annotation, molecular function: Roundabout binding; heparin binding; calcium ion binding. Gene Ontology annotation, biological process: negative chemotaxis; axon guidance.
ACGUCCGAUGGAAGAAGAUGGAGAGAGGGAGGGAUAACGAUGAGAGAAGAACAAGACGAAGUUUGAAGUUGGAGCGAAAAGGAAUACGAGACCCUGUGGAGAAUGAACUGCACGUCACCAUUUCGAAAUAAGCGCGGCCGUGGCGGAUAGGCUGGACGAUCCUAGCCGACGGAUUCAUGCCACCAGGUGUGAAUUAAGAUGUUGAAUAUGCAGCAGUGCCAGCAACCCUAUAGCCGGCUGGGCCGUUCUGAUCUUCUACUCUAUACAGUUUAAUUUCAAUCGAUUUCCAGCUCUUGUUUGAAAAUCCAAACUUGAAAUUCGUGGAACUUUGUCUCCGUUUGUGUGUGUGUCUGUGUGUGUCCGCGCGCGCGCCCCCGAGUAUGUGUGUGUGUGUUUAGUUUUGUGUAACAGCUAUUUUGAGUUUCCACCGGACACUUACCACCGAGAGUUGCAGAGAUUGCGUGAGUGACCGAGUGUGUAGAGUAAGCAGAAGGUGAGCGCGUGUGCGUGAAACACGCCAAACAGUGAAAACGGAUAUCUCGUCGUAGUUCCAAGUGAAACAAAAAGUUAAAGAAACAGAGAAGACAAAAGCAAACAAACACAAAGAAAGACAAAAAACGACAACUAUAAAAAAAAAAGUGAGCGACAGAGUGACUGGUUAGAGUCCAGGAGACUAUGCUGUACCAAGGUUGGCUAUCUACCGAUGGCCGUGCACCAGCACCAGCAGGCUAGAUCAUCCUCGUCGUCGUCGUCAGCAGCAACAGCAGCAGCAGCCGUUACAGCGACAGCAACAAAUACGUGGUGGUCUUCUACGUCUUCGAUUUGGUAUUCUGAGAGAUCCUUGUGGUGGCAAAGCGUCUUGCUCACGGACAAAAUGCGAGCCUUUCUCUUCCUGUGGAUUUUCGUCCUGCUCCUGCUCCAUGUGGCCGGCGGCGGACAGCGCGAUGAACCGGCCCGCUCGGCCGGAAAAGGGGCCGGUAGCGAUGCGGCCGCCUUGCCUUGCUCGAGACUCUGCCAGUGCGAGGCCAAUGCGGUGGAUUGCUCCAACCGCGGACUGACUCAAGUGCCGCUGGAUUUGCCAAAGGACGCCGACAAGAUAAAUUUGGAAGGCAACAACUUGACCAGUUUGCUGAGUUCAGAUUUCGAGGGCUUCGCCAAUCUACGAAUCCUGCGUUUGAGCAACAACCAGCUGCAGUACAUCCCGGACUUGGUCUUCGCCACGCUGGGCCACCUCCAACGACUGGAUUUGAGCCACAACCAGUUGACUGCUGUUGGCAAGCGCACCCUCCGAGGACUCAACUCGCUGCGCAAUUUGCAACUGGAUAACAACCAACUGACAUGUAUCGACGAAGCAGCUCUCCGCUCCCAGAAGGAAUUGGAGAUUUUGACUUUGAACAACAACAACCUGACGUCGCUUCCGCGCGACCUGUUCGAACCGCUGAGUCGCCUACGCGUUUUGCGCCUCUCGGAGAACAAGUGGCUCUGCGACUGCCAUCUCGCCUGGCUGGGCCGCUUCCUUCGCCGCCACGCCCGGGCCGGCUCACCGCUGGCCGCCAACGGCUACCUGCCCCGCUGUCACGCCCCUUUCGGCCUCCGCAUCAAAGCCGUGUCGGAGCUUCUUGACACGGAAUUCAAAUGCACAGGAGCCGCCGAACGGCCAUCGGAGGAAUGUUCGGCCCAACCCGGCUGCCCGCUGAUGUGCCGCUGCGCCGAUGGCGUCGUGGAUUGCCGAGAUAAAUCUCUCAGCCGAAUCCCGCCCUAUUUGCCGGACAGCGCUACUGAACUCCGCUUGGAACAGAAUCAGAUAACCGAAAUUCCUGCCAAAGCGUUCGCAGCUUACAAGAAACUCAAGAGAGUGGACUUGAGCAACAACCAGAUCAGCUCCAUCGCCGGCGACGCCUUUCACGGAUUGAAAUCGCUAACAUCGCUGAUUUUAUACGGGAACCGGAUCACCGAACUUCCGGCUGGCAUGUUCCACGGUCUGACGUCGUUGCAGCUCCUUCUACUCAAUGCCAACCGUAUCUCCUGCGUCCGGCGAGACUCCUUCAAAGAUCUUCACAAUCUCAAUCUGCUAUCGCUUUACGACAACAACAUCCCAACGAUGCUCAACGGAACGUUCGACAGCUUGCGCAACAUUCAAACGCUGCAUCUUGGACGUAACCCGUUCUUGUGCGAUUGCUACCUGACGUGGCUGGCUGAUUACUUGCACCGCAAACCGGUCGAAACUUCCGGAGUCCGGUGCGAAUCUCCGCGCCGGAUGCAGAGGCGUCGCAUCUCUGUCCUGCGAGACGAAAAAUCGCGCUGCAGUGAUCGUGACUUGGAGCGCAAUUUGUUGGAAAUCAGCCCGUGCGAAGAUGAUCCAUCCUGUCCGACUGAGUGUUCCUGCAAAGGAACCAUUGUCGAUUGUUCCAAUAAAGGACUAAAGGAAAUUCCGCGUGAACUUCCUCUUUACACCACCGAACUGAUUUUGAACGACAAUCAAAUCGUGAGGAUCAAGGCGGAUGGCAUGUUUCGAGAUCUGCCCAAUCUCCUUAAAGUUGAUUUGAGGCGGAAUCAAAUCUCCGCCAUUGAGAACGGAGCCUUCGAAGGGGCCAACACGCUGGUUGACUUAAACUUGGCCGAGAAUAUGAUCCAGGAAAUCCACAACAAAAUGUUUACUGGCCUGGUCAGCUUGCGGACUCUGUCGCUGUUCCAAAAUAAAAUCACGUGCGUCACCCCGGGGUCGUUUGAUUACUUGAGAUCUCUCACUUCGCUGAAUAUUUUGAGCAACCCGCUGCACUGCAAUUGCCACAUGGCCUGGUUUGGCGAUUGGUUGCGGAAAAAAGAACAAGAACUGAGCACUGGAGCGCCCCGCUGCGCCAGCCCGGCUCGUGUCAAGGACAUUCCAUUGCAGGACAUGCCAUCGUUCGAGUUUCGCUGCUCCGAAUUGGAUGAUCAGGGAUGCCUUGGUGAGGAUUACUGCCCGCCAAAGUGCACUUGCACCGGCACCAUUGUUCGCUGCAGCCGGGCCAAGUUGCGUGAAAUUCCCAAGAACAUUCCGCCGGAAACAACUGAACUGUACUUGGACGUGAACGAGAUCCAGUCCAUCCAGUCGGAGAGAUUGAGCCAUUUACGGUCGCUGACUAGGCUCGACCUGAGUAACAAUAUGGUGUCCGUCUUGUCCAACAAUACUUUUGUCAACUUGACCAAACUUUCCAGCUUGAUCGUCAGCUAUAACAAACUACAGUGCGUGCAAAGGAACGCCUUCUCCGGACUGCUCUCUCUUCGCAUACUGUCGUUGCACGGAAACGACGUAUCCAUGAUCCCCGAAGGCGCUUUCACUGAUCUGCAAUCCAUCACCCACUUGGCUCUUGGCUCAAAUCCAUUCUACUGUGACUGCAAUCUUCGCUGGCUGGCCGAGUGGGUCAAACGAGACUACGUCGAGCCGGGCAUCGCCCGUUGCGCCGAACCCAUCUUGUUGCGAGACAAACUUCUUCUCACUUCGCCCGCUGAUCACUUCCAGUGCAAAGGAAAAAUUUCCAACGAGGUAUUGGCCAAGUGCGACACUUGCUACACUUUCCCUUGUAAGAACGGCGCCACUUGUCGGCCGACGGGCGAGAGGGAUUACGAGUGCCUCUGUGCCCCCGGCUAUCACGGAAAGUUGUGCGAAUCCGCCAUCGACGCUUGUUACGGCAAUCCGUGCCGCAACUCUGCCAUAUGCAAAGUUUUGGAAGAAGGUCGUUUUAGUUGCCACUGCUCGGCCGGCUACGAGGGGGAUCGUUGCGAGACUAACAUCAACGACUGUCUCGAUCACAAAUGUGUUAAUAACGCCACCUGCGUCGAUCAAGUCGAAUCUUACCGCUGCGAUUGUCAGAGCGGAUACACAGGAAUUUACUGCGAAAAGAAGAUCCAGUUCUGUACCAAAGAUUUCAAUCCUUGCAAAAACGGAGCUACAUGUGUGGAUCGCGGCGAUCACUAUGCCUGCCAGUGCGCUCUUGGUUUCAGCGGAGAAAACUGUACCGUUAAUAACGACGACUGCAUCAGCCACAUGUGUCAGAACGGUGGGACCUGUGUUGACGGUAUCAACGAGUACACUUGCAAGUGUCCGCCUGAAUUUUCUGGCAAGUUUUGCGAGGCCUCUCCGAUGGUCAGUCUGCUAUACCCUCAAACUUCCCCUUGUCAACAGCACGAUUGCCAGAAUGGCAUUUGCUUCCAACCUCAAGGAUUGACCGAUUACAUUUGCAAAUGUGCUUCGGGCUAUACUGGAAAGCGAUGCGAGUUUCUAACAAGUGUAAGCUUCGCCCAAAACGGCUCCUACAUUGAAAUGCCUUCGCUCAAAACCAAACCGGAAGCCAACAUCACGAUGAUCUUUUCAACCGAAGAAGAGAACGGAAUUUUGAUCUACAACGGCGAAUCGCAGCACAUAGCCGUCGAAUUGUUCCGCGGCCGCAUUCGCGUCAGCUACGAUGUCGGCAACUAUCCCGUGUCCAACAUGUUUAGCUACGAAACAGUGUCCGACGGUCGAUACCACACAGUGGAGUUGCUCUCACAGAAGAAGAACUUUACUCUACGUGUUGAUCAGGGCAACGCUCGCUCCAUGAUAAAUGAAGGAGAACACGAAUACUUGCGUCUAAGCACUCCCUUAUUCAUCGGAGGCCUACCAAACGAAGCGGCUGAGAAAGCCGCUCGACAGUGGCAACUGCGAAACACUACUAGCUUCAGGGGAUGCAUAAAAGAAUUAUGGAUCAAUGGUAAGCUGACAGAUUAUGCUCAGGCAGCCACAAAACAAAAUCGAAUCAUCCCUGGCUGUGCUAACUCUGAAUCCGAAGAAACGGCCGCCGAAAUGAUCAAGCCUAAAGCGAACAAUCUAAAGAAGGACAAUGCACAGCGUGAAGUGAAAGACAGUGCCGCACAGCCCCAGAGCUAUAUGAACACGCUUAAGACUUCAGUGCUGACUUCCUACGACCCGUGCAAGGAUCAUCGAUGCCGCAAGGGUCAGUGCGUGUCCAAGAAAGACGGCAAGAAUUACAGUUGCAAAUGUCAAGCUGGAUGGGGAGGCAAAUAUUGCGACACCGCCCCCACUUGCCGGAAAGAACAAUAUCGCGACUAUUACAUGGAACACGGAUGCCGCUCCACCAAGCCUGUCCGGAAUUCCGUUUGCAGCGGUAAUUGCGGUUCCGAUUGCUGCCGACCUCGUCGCUCCAAGAAACGUCGCCUGAAGCUCAUCUGUAACGACGGAACUCGCUACACCAAGGAAAUCGAGAUUGUCCGCAAAUGCGGCUGUUCUCGAAAGUGUCUCUAAUCGACGUGCGACAGGGACACGCAAAAUCAAGUGCAGUAGCCGAACGAGGGUAAACGGUGACAAAAUAAUAAUCGAUGAGUAUGUAACAAGUAACCAUUUUCUAGCAAUUUGACUCUUUUUUGUUAUCCUCCCUCUUUUUCUCUUGUAGCCUUUUAUUUUUUAACCCACAAUAUUUUCGUUUAUGUAUUGCUUCGUUUUUAUCGGUUUUUUCCUUUUAUUCGAGCUAUAUGAUGUCUGAUAGCAAUUCCUUUCCAUGUCGCUUUUCUUUUGAUUCCCUUCGAAGUAUAAAUAAUUGGACAUCGGUGUAUAUUUAGCUAAUCGAAAUCAAGAAAAAAAGAACAAAAAAAAAAAACACAUAAAACCAAAAUGUCAGUCCGAAAAGGCAAAGAACAAGAAAAAACGUUGACUGAAAGGAUCCAUGAAUCGAUCCAAAGUCAUGACGCAUAAUGAUUAUUUCGGGUGUAGUUUUUUUAAAUGUAUAUGCAUAGGAAAGGGCACCCCCAGAAAUGUCUGUGCUUACGCUGGCCAUUUUGUUGCCACUUUCACACUCACUCACACAGUGACAUUUCCCCCCUAAAUCCCCUCCUUUUAUUUCUGAAAAUCAUUUUUCCCGUUGGUCAACUCCCGUUUUGGUAUUGAUUUCACUGAACUAAGUACAUAUAUAUGCCUUUUUUCUUCUUCCCUCACCAUUUUUUUAUUGUUUUCUGAAAUCCCUCGUUAUGUGGGUUUCCUUUUUUUUUGUCAAUCGGAAGUUUGAAUUUAAAUAUUAUUACACGGUAGCGUUGAGCAGCGGUGCCAAGAAAAACAAAUGCUGUAAUCGCCCGUUCAUUUCCUUUUCCGCUCCCCCCCCCCCCUACUUCACUCCUUCUUGUUUGACAUUCUUGUGUUACCUUUAAAAGCCGAACUUUGAACUUUGUUCUGUCAGGUUUCCACUUCCAUUGGAUUGCUGCCACUAAUACUCAUACCUCUGUUUUCUUUUCCUCUUCCCAUGUCAUCGUUAUCUGUAGCCAACUAGACACAAUAUUCAUCAGAACAUCCUGUCUCUUAAUACAUCUAUUACUGAACACGUA